Messenger RNA from Epinephelus fuscoguttatus (brown-marbled grouper), 2543 nucleotides. RefSeq names its product centromere protein L (gene cenpl). Lineage: Eukaryota; Metazoa; Chordata; Actinopteri; Perciformes; Serranidae. The record is from RefSeq and is a predicted model, not a curated record. Bases 784 to 1995 code for a protein of 403 amino acids. The transcript has 4 exons.
UCCUUCCUUUUUUUAUUUUUAUUUUCAACUUUACGCUUAUUCAAUUUCGUAUUUCACGUGAAACUUUUCAUAUUUUCCUUGAACGUUCGGAAAAAAAUAAAAAUAAAAACACUUCCUGUUUGGCUUCACGUGAUUGGCUGUUUUUAACCGCGCAGACUCCUGGGAAAGCGCGAUGUUUAAAUCUGUUUCCGGUUUCUUUCUGCCUCGGCCACCAUGGCCAAAGAGCUAAAAUUGAGGGCUUCAGCCGGUACGCCAAACAUGGAGCGACAACCCAGCAGGUAAAACUUUAUAUUUAGUCCUAAAAUAUAUUUUUUUAAAAGUAUGUUUGACUACGAAACAACGUAACAGUGAGUUCCGGCUCUCGUAGCACCGAUACUUGCCGUUGUCGUCCGUAUCAAUAAACUGUCACGCCAAAUUACAUUCAGUAAUCGAGUAUUUUAAUGUUGCCUUGCUUUUAAUGAGAGAUACCCAUCUCACAUAAUUACAUACAAGACAUUUUACGAAUAAUUUGCCUCCAUUUUUUAAUUCGGCAUGUAUCCCGUGCCCAAUGGAGUUAUAAAGCUAAUUUUCACAUUUUGUAACUGUCCCUCCCCUCAUUUCUACCAAGUCGUCAGCUAGAAUAGUGGUAAUGAAGCUGUUGUUUUCCGAUUGAGUGCAGCGUUACCUUAUGUUUCGUUUUAAAAUUCAAGUUGUAAUAUUACAGUAACAUUAUAUUGGUUUCUCUGUAAUGUUAUUGCAAACACAGCAUGAGGAGGCAGAAGUCUUAGCAGGGUUUUGCUCUGUAUGCUUAUUGCUGUGGGACCAAGUGAUCUUUCAGUAACACUGCACCCAAGUCAAUCUUUUGAGACCCCUCUGUUUCACCCUGUGGGAUUUAGACCCGAUGAAGCUGAUGUGAUGCUUUGUGUGUGUUUCAGUGUGACAAGGACUCCUCUCAACAGUGUUGUAGUCCAGAGGAGGAGCAAAACCAGGAGCUACCGGCUGUCAUACCGCAGCUGCUUGGGUGCUGCCUCACGUCUUGGCUUGACCCCAGCGUUGACGGCGCGGAGGCUCAACACCAGCAGACGGGCUCCAAAGUCACACAACAUCACUGAGAAGGUGAAUUUGGAGCAGCUGGCCUUGCUGGUGAAAACGGAGUGGCAGCUGUCGUACGUCACUCCUCUCUAUCAGUUCAGACACACUCAGCUGAAGAGCUACUCCAGGCAGCUCUCGGCAUUCAUUGCCGCAGAGAAGCAGCAAGGUUUGGCAGUGGAGUUGGAGGGACCACAGAAACCCUUCAGAGCCUCCUUCUCGUUGGUGCAGGGGAUGGCACAGUCAGACGACGACGCGGAGAUGGUCCUCAUACAGAUCCACUCAAAGCCUUUGUUUCUCAGACAGGACGAGCCACAGAAGCCAGUCUGGAGCGGCUGGCUCACCUGCAUCAACGGCAACCCCGAUUACCUGCGCUCACUGCCAAAGGACUUCAUCUGCCUGCCGCUCUUCGGCAGCAGUGGGGCGGAAGGUCUCACAUCUUUGGUCAAAUCUUGGUUCCAGCAGUCCUUCGACUGCUGCUUCGGCCCCCUGGAAAUCAGCCACAUGAGUUUACAAUGGCUGAUGGCGUUAUGGACGAACUGCCACACUGAGUCCAGCUUACAACACCUCAAAAUGAUUUGGACACUUUCAGUUACGCCACCGCUGCAGGUCACCUACACAGUUCGACCUGAGGACGCCUGGGACCUGUGGUGCAGUGUGAGGAAGGAGAAGGAGAAUGAAGGAGGGGAGGAGGCAGAGGAGGAGAGCAGUAUCGACAUUGAGGAGGUGGUGAGGUUCAUGCAGGGGCUGAAGAGCCACUUCUACAGACACUUCAGGCUGGAUCUGUCGGCAGGCAGCCUGAACCAGGUCUCCACAGCACUGGGCUCAGCCAAAUACAGCGGCAGGAUCAAGAUCUCCAACAGUAAAUACAUGAUCACCACCCUGACACUACUGACAGAGUGCGCCCUCCUCAAAAUGCCCAUCUGAGUGGUACAACAGACUUACCCCCACCAGGAAAUGCAACGUUACAAUACACAACACCUACUCCUAGGAAAGCCUGGAAAUGCAGCUUAAUUAUAGUGCAGAUUGCUUUUUUUAAAAACAUAAAUAAAGUCAAACAUCCAUUUUUUAAACCUCUCUUCAAAACAUGAAAUUGAGAAUAAUUUUUUUUUUUUUUGCAAUAUUUUAUUUAAUAUUGCGCACAACUGAGUCAUGUUUUGGCUAUUUUUUCACUCUUUUCCUGCAUGUAAACAUCACAUACAUAGGUUCCACCUCUUUUUGUAAAUACUUUACUGUAUAUAGUUUUGUCAUUUAUAGAUGUAAAUAAAAGCCAGAAAAAGAUGUUUGACUGGUGCAUGAUGAUUCCAACACUUGAAGGUCUACUGUGUGGAAUUUAGUGGCAUCUAGUGAUGAGGUUGCAAAUUGCAACCAACUGAAACGCAAAAACAUGAAUGACCCUACCCAGCACCGUUUGGUCUGUCCAUUUUCGGCAACAGUAGAAACAACAUGGAGGACCCGCUUGUGAAUUUAUGUUU